AGUUUCAAUUUUUCUUUCAGUCAGUGUGACAAUUUGGCAAACAAAUGCAAACAUUUUUCGAUUCAGUGACGAGUGAAAAAGUGAAAUUCUAUCAUUUGUGUUGUUUCCAAAAGAUAAUGUUUUUAAUUAAAGCAGUAUUAUCGUACCUUUAGUAGCACAGAUUUAAAUAUAAUAUUUCAAGAUGAGGAUCCUAAGUAUUUUGGGUUCCAGUAUCUUUCAAAUUCUUUCGUUUAUUUUUGUUUUGGGUUAUCUUCUCGGUGUUUUGAAUUUGUACUUUAGCGACAAAAAUAACUAUUGUAUAAUGACUUAUAUGUUCGAGUAUCCACAGUUCGUGCGAUUGACCGUUCCGGAGAAUAAGAUGUAUCCGCAAUAUGGAUUGUAUGCAUACAGUGAAGGAAGAUUUACUGAAAGAGCCAGAAAAAUGUGGUUUGAUGGUGUCCCAGUGCUGUUUCUGCCCGGAAACUCAGGAAGUCAUAUGCAGGCCAGAUCACUUGCCUCCGUGGCACUAAGGAAGGCUCUUUCAAAGGGAUACCAAUAUCAUUUUGACUUCUUUUCAAUCAGUUACAAUGAAGAGUUGUCCGGCUUAUACGGUGGGGUGCUUCAGAGCCAAACUAAGUUUGCAGCAGCUUGCAUUUCAAAGAUCUUGAGCUUAUACAAGAGCAAUAGGUACACAAAAUCAGUACCAACAUCAGUCAUACUUAUUGGACAUUCCAUGGGAGGACUCAUAGCAAAAAGGUUAUUAGCCUACCCAAGUACCAUUAAUGCGACUUCAAUAGCCAUUUCUUUGGCGGCUCCGUUAGAAGCACCGGUCGUCAAUGUGGAUGCAGCAAUGGAUGACUACUACAUGCUAAUGAACCUAGAAUGGGACACAUACAUUAACAAAAAUAUAGAAAUGAAACAAAACAAAGUAUUGAUCAGCUUUGGGAAUGGUCCUCGCGAUGUUUUAAUACCCUCCGGUUUGACGUCAUCUAAUGAUAGUUUUAUUAACGCUUUGACAACAGCAAUACCUGGUGUUUGGACAUCACCAGACCACGUUUGCAUAGUUUGGUGCAAACAAUUGGUGAUGGUGAUCAAUCGAUACCUGUUCUCUAUCGUGGAUCCCAUAACGGAACAAGUUGUAGAAGACCAUCAGUUGCUCAAGUCGCGUGCUGUACAAUACUUUCAGGCCAAUCGUUCGAUGACGCUAAGUCCUGAUAUUCCUCGCGCGAAUGUGUCUAUGGUCGCGGACGCUUUCUGGUACGAAGAUAAUAGAAGAAUUUAUCAAAUAUCGCGACCACAGAUUGAUAAAACGACUUAUCUGAUGAUCCGACUGGUGAAGUUCCCACAAAACCGUUUCGUGGCCGUGGAAGCGGUCAAUGUCGACGAUAAGGAAUGGAUAUUCGGAUGCAAUGCCAAGUAUACGUACUUCUCUUAUAGAUACUGUAAACAUGCAGUCUCAUUGUCAGAACUGAGUCGAUGGACAGGUGCCGCCAAUGACUUCGGCAAACGUAAAUUAGCUACGAUAAACUUGCACAAAAUCAAAGAGGAAUACCCUGAUUGGUCGCACGUAAUUGUCAAAGUUUCGCCUACUAAGAAACCGAUAGUGUUAAACGUCGAUGUGAACGAUUACGCGUCUCGUCAGAUCGAGGUGGACGUACCCUCAGAUCUGCAGUUCGGCAAGUUCGAAAUACUCAAAGAGACUGAACAGGACAGUUUAUACUAUGAACUAGUACUGAAAGACUUUAAUACAUUGCAUCAAGCGUACUUGCUACAUGUUGAACCGACUGCGAGUUGUAAAGCUACGCAGUUUCAUGUGUCCGCUGAAUUGCAUGUGCCGUGGGCACCUAACCAUGAAAACUACCAUUAUUUUACACAAACAAAACAAUCUCCGAUGAAGUUAAGGCUUUACAGAAGUAAUCCCAAUAUCACUGAGGGUUUAGAUGCUACGGAAGAUGUGAAAGUCACACUGUUGUUGGACCCACAGUGUACUUACAGUAUUAGUAUAUCAACAUCCUGGUACCUCCGUCUCGCACAAAUAGCUCGGAACUACAGCCCAGUGAUAGUGCCUUAUGCCACAGCUAUAGUACUAUUGGCAGCUAGAAGCAACAUAUUGCAUUUACAAGACCAUGGAUCCUGUGUAUCGUUGCAUACAACCUUCAUGAGUGAAGGGGUCAAGCCGUAUUAUGCGCUUGUGUUUGGAAGAUUGGGGGCUACUGUUUUUCUUUCAAUUCCUAUACUAUCGUUCAUGUUCGAGAACGCUAGCUGGCAGAAUCAAGAGUUACGGUACUUCGUGAAGUCUCUGCUAGUGUUGCCAGCCUACAUGACAGCUUUAGGCAUAUUGAAUAUAAUGGCAGCUGCAGUGUUAGCAGUCAUGGUGUUCUCUUCGCAGAUCGCGCAUAGACUACUGUUUAGAAUAAUGUGGCGCGGAGGCAGUGGUUUAGCUGAGAAAGUGGCAUCAGGUCUACAAAAGGUGCCCAUGGUGGUGAGCGCAGGACUUCUGUGUGCGGCGCCCCUGUCUUGUGGAGCUGCCUCACUCGUCGCUGGUGCAGCUUUCUAUGCGUUUAUGCUCUCGAAAAUGUAUGAAGAAUACCUAGAAGAUUACGUAUACAAAAUAAUGGCGAAAAUAGGCUCCCGAAUAUGCCGUAUGUUUAAGAAGAACAAAACUAAAGAGGCUGAAACUAGUUUAGUAAAGGCUGAUGAACAUUCUAGUCAAAAUGGAAUAGAGAACAAAGGAAAGGUGACGUCAGAGAAAGGUUGCCAAGCCAAUGCUAAGAAGAAUGAGAAUAAUUUGGAUGUCGAUGAAGAUCUGAGCAGCUUGAACUUCCACAUGAUGAUGUUUUCCAUGUGGCUUGCUGUCACUAUGGUUAAUGUGCCCGCGUUAUUAACGUGGGCUAGGAACUUUUCAUACAGUAUUGUGCUAAAACCUGAUACGUCGUAUCACACGGGAUUGGUAAUGUCUGCAUGCUCAACUUGCAUUUGGCAAAUGAAUGGUCCUAGGAGGAAUUUGAGACACUACGAGUCGGUCGCAGCAUUACUCUUCACAAUGGCAGUAUUCAUACUAGCUUUAGGACCUCUAUCUCUAACCAUCGUCAACUACGGCGUAACAUUCAUGUUCGCCGUUAUCACGGUACAACAAGUCUGCGAUAAAGAAGAAAUUCUACCCUCAAAACAAAAUACUCACAAACCAAACAUUGAUGACGAGAGCGAAACUUCGAAUAUAGAACACGAAUUCAGUGACAAAAGUCAAGAAGAGAAAUGCGAUGAAAACAGUGAAAAAACAAGUGAGAGCGGAAUGGAAGACGCUCUUGAAGAUUGUGAUAUGUGCAAUGAAAGUCAAAUAUUCAAUGUUAUAAAGCGCCUUAGAGACAAAGUGAAUUAUAAUGAAAAUUUAUAGUGUACUCUGUUGCUGGAACAUAGCAAUAAUAUACGAACUCUUUAACAACACUUCCAGGCGUAGUGCGUUUAGAACAUGUGCCUUAUUGGAACACGUGUUUGUGUGAUAGUUCUAUGCCUGUUGACUGGUUGAAAUGACUAUCAAGUCAAAAAUACGCAGUGAAUCUAACAAAUUUUAUUCGAAUUUCGGUACAGAAACACGGUCGAGAAGUACGGUCUCGAAAACAAUUUUAUUACUUUUCCAUGUUUGUAUUUUACAAAAUGAAUUCAGAAUAUUUUUGUAAUAUGAAAUAUAUUUUAUCCGGUUAUAGAGGA
Messenger RNA from Helicoverpa armigera (cotton bollworm), 3687 nucleotides. RefSeq names its product GPI inositol-deacylase (gene PGAP1). Gene Ontology annotation, cellular component: endoplasmic reticulum. Bases 182 to 3373 code for a protein of 1063 amino acids. The record is from RefSeq and is a predicted model, not a curated record. Gene Ontology annotation, biological process: endoplasmic reticulum to Golgi vesicle-mediated transport; GPI anchor metabolic process. Gene Ontology annotation, molecular function: phosphatidylinositol deacylase activity. The transcript has 17 exons. NCBI's taxonomy places the organism in Eukaryota, Metazoa, Arthropoda, Insecta, Lepidoptera, Noctuidae.